AAUAGUUAUGAGGCGUCCUAUCACAUGUAGAGUUUCUCGGAAGCGAACGAAUCAGAAAAAUCCGUGCAAAGAGUAGGACACGUUCGCCAUAUAAUCCCCCGUAUUGCGCAGUGAUAGAAUGCGAGCGUACAGUUUUAAGGAAUUUCUCGUCGAAAGAUGCGAAGCAGUUAGCAGUGGUUAGCAGCAGUGUUGCCUUGUUCAGUCUUGUCUAUAGUGAUAUAUAUAAGUGUGCGUAUACAAGCAGCUAGUGCGGUGCAUUCGGUGCAAUAAAAUCGUUGAUCGUCGAGUCUUCUAACCCGUGCGUGGUGUUGUGUAGUGUCGCGCGAAGGUCGUGAACUUUUGCAAGAUUAUUCGAGAAGCUUGCGUCCGGAAGCACAUUACGAAAGAAAAGGUUAAAAGGAAAGGUGGACGAUUCUCCGCGAAAAGCCUCGGUAAAAUGGCGGUGAUCGGUACUCCGAUUGGCGCUAAGCGAUAGAAGAGGAUCGCGCUCUAUUCACGCUCGCCAAGUUUUGUUUUGAUCUAGUUCGAUAUCUAUUCUCACAGAAACCAGUCAAUUCUUGUCAUUUCCAAUCAUUCGCUUUCAUUUCGUCGGAUUCUAUUUAGCAUUGUGUGAAAUUAAAACGGCGUCCCAUUGACCGAAGGUAUAUAAUUUAGUCGAGAACGAUCAAGGUGGUAAGAAACCACCGUCGGAACGGUUUUCGACGGCCGUGAUGCCGCAUCGUUCCGACCUCGAAUUUAUCGAAAGGCCGAACGACAAGGACGACUCUAUCAAAUCCUUGUCGGCUUAUCUAUAGAUUUUAAAUUCUUAAAGAAACAUUUUAUCCGUCAAAAUGAAAAUUGAUCGAAAUAGGUUGAGAAAGUACACGUCAGAAGCGCCUGCAAAAUGUCAGGCGCUUAUAAACAAGUUGCGCUCAUGCUCCCAUGCAGAAUUGCUAGAGGAGCUAAAGCAAAUAGAUGCAUGGACUUUUGGUAAAUGUGAACUGUUCCAUUGGGUCGAUGUAUUGGAUCUUAGUGAUAGCAUUUUGGAAGAAGCUGCAGCUAAAAGUCCAGACAAUCCAUGGGAAUUAGCCUGUGAUCUCCCUCAGAAUAGAGAGGCAAAAGAGCUUCUUCUUUGGGUUCUUCACCUUACAACAUUGUUAAUCGAACACUCAUACUCAAGACAUUUGUACAGCAGUAUGGAACAUCUAGUGACUUUAUUAUCAAGCUGUGACAUGCAUGUUGUGCUUGGUGUACUGAAUAUUCUCUAUAUGUUUAGUAAACGUAGCACUUUUAUUGCACGUUCAAACAGUGACAAAAGGCAAGCUUUGUUAAGUAGGCUUACCCUUAUAGCAGAGAGUUGGGGUGGUAAAGAAAAUGGAUUUGGUUUAGCAGAAUGUUGUAAAGAAUAUCCAGAUAAGCCACUUCCUGCAAGUGCCACAACAUUGCAUUUUGAAUUUUAUGCAGAAAAUUCAGCAACAGAUACAAGUGCUACAUCAAAUACGGGUACAAAGAAAUCUGCACAGACAAAUUAUGUAACAUGUAUACACAUAGAAAAUGUGGACAAGCUGGGUAAAACUCCAGCACAAAUUAUGAAUGAUUUGUUAAAAGUCAAUAAUGUACCACAAGAUCGACAGAUUGCGUUAUUCACACAUAUAAGAUUGGCACACAGUUUCUCUGACUACCGAAGACGAUUGCAAUGUGUACAUGCCCGGUUGCAAGCAUUAUCAAUACUUGUAUAUAAUAGCGAACUACAAGAAAAUACACAUAGUUUGCUGCAUCCUGGGCUAUUAGAAGAGUUAGUUGAAUUACUGGAACUUCCACAUCCACAUCUUGUUGAAUUACGGGCAGCUGCAUUAAGAACUCUUACUAGUAUCAUUCAUUUAGAUCGUAAUCCACAUUUUCCAAAAAAACCUAGUUCAAGACUAAAUAUGAUAAUCGAUGUUACCGGAGCUAAUUCAUAUCAUGGAUUUUUUCCUGUACUAAUUCGUACUUGUAUUUCAACAUUAAUUUCCCCGCAACCUGAAGGGCAACCGUUCCCAUUAUCGCUUGCAACAGCAUUGUUUAGCUUUCUUUAUCACCUAUCAAGUUAUGAAGCAGGUUGCGAAGCUCUAGUUAGUUGUGGUAUGAUGGAAAGCUUGUUGAAAAUCAUGAACUGGCCUGGUAGCGAGUUUGAACAUUUAACAUUUGUAACAAGAGCAGUUCGUGUUAUAGAUUUAAUAACGAAUAUAGAUAUGCAAGGAUUCCAAGCUCACGGUGGUUUAGCGAGUUUUAUUAACCGUCUUGAUAUGGAAGUAAAUGUUUGUAGAAAAGAACAGCCUUUCGAAAUAGAGCCAAUACAUUAUCAGGAUAAUUCUCAAUCUACUCGCGAGAGAUCUAUGGAUCGUGAUGAAAAUUCUACGUCUUCACGUACUUACGAUGAGCGCGAGGAGUCGUCGAAUCCUAUGGAAUUUUCUGAAGAUGAAAACAUGAGUUCUAAAACAGAUGAUAAGAACGAACAAAUGCCAGAUUAUUCGGCUGGGAAGACUGGAAGAACUUGCCUACCACAACGAGUUACACUUUUGAAAGCGCUAUUAAAUUUUAUCAAGAAAAUUAUUCAAGAUCCCACAUUUUCUGAUAGUAUUAGACAUGUUAUGGAGGGUACUUUACCUUCCUCUUUGAGACACAUUAUUAGUAAUUCAGAGUAUUACGGGCCUUCUUUGUUCCUUAUUGCAACGGAUGCUGUAACGGUAUAUGUUUUCCAAGAACCAUCUUUAUUAUCAUCUUUGCAGGAUAAUGGAUUAACUGAUCUUGUAUUGCAUGCUUUACUAAUUAAAGAAAUUCCUGCCAGUAGAGAAGUUCUAGGAUCACUGCCUAACGUGUUUAGUGCUUUAUGUCUGAAUCAGCGUGGGCUAGAAUCAUUCGUAAAGAGACGCCCUUUCGAACGCUUGUUUAAAGUGUUACUGUCACCACUUUACCUACCUGCAAUGAACCGACGUCGAAGUACAGAUCCAUUGGGUGAUACAGCUUCAAAUUUAGGCAAUGCAAUGGACGAGUUAAUGAGACAUCAGCCAAGUCUAAAAGUUGAUGCGAUCGCUGCUGUCAUAAAGCUACUAGAAGAGCUCUGUGUAUUAGGUUGUGAUCCUCGUUACAUAUGCUUACAAGCAGAAGAUAAAUUCGAUAAUUCUCAAUCGAAUACUACUUCUGGAAAUCGUCAAUCUUCUGGACAAUCUGUUGGAGUUGGAGUUGGAGAUACUGGUGGAGGUAGAGGUGGUGGGAGUGAAAGUAGUAGCGACGAAGAAGAAGAGGAUGAGGAAGAAGCCAGUACAAGCUCUCAUCCACAACGAUGUUCGUCGUCUACUGCUCAACCAGUUCCACUACCUCAGCCUAGGGAAAAGACUCCAAUAGCUUUAAUGGAAUACAUACAAAAUGUUACAAAAUUCGUUGAUGCUAUUCUUAGUAACAAUUCCACAGACGAUCACUGCAGAGAAUUUGUGGCCCAAAAAGGUCUCGUACCACUACUAUCAAUUCUGGGGUUACCUAAUCUCCCGGUGGAUCAUUCGGUUGCCCAAACGGCACAAGCUGUAGCUUCAGUUUGUAAAAGUAUCUUAAACCUUGCACAUGAGCCACUAGUUCUUAAGACUGGUUUGUCCCAGUUGAAUGAAGUUUUGAAUCUAUUGAAACCAUUGUAUAGUUAUAUGGAAGCCCCUGGAGGGUCUGUCUUACUACACGAACUUGUUAACGCCCAGAACCUAGAAACAGCUUUUACUAGUGAUACGGCAACACCUUUGCUUCAUGCUAUGAAUGCCGCUUACGGUUACAUAAUAAUGUUCGCACAAGUGUGUCGUACUAGCCAAAGUGAAAUUAGAAACUUAGCCAUGAAUCAUUGGGGUUCAGAGCUAGGUUUAACUGUUCUGAAAGGUUUAUCAGAAUUGUAUACAGCUCUAAUCUGGGAAAGUACAGCCUUAUUAGCAUUGACUACGGAAGAUUUUAUUCCUGCUGGCUGUGACUUUGGAAAGGAAGAUAUGGACAAAUUAAUACGUCCUGAAUCUACGAAUGAAGGUGAAAGUUCUGGUUGGUCUGGUGCUGCAUCUUCUGACAUGGGGAGUAAUGGAAUGACUACAGCUAUGGAAGCUUUAAGCACGGAUCCACCUCCUGUACCUAUGGAGGUGGAUGAAAAACCAAGUGUUAGUACAGGGAGAAUAUCACCAAAUUCUCAUCGAGUUACAUAUCCUAAGCAUUUGCUUGGACUUACAUCUAAAAUGGGUAGAGCAUUGGCAGAACUUUUUGUCAUACUUGUAAAGCUUUGCAUGGGAUCCCCAAUCAGACAACGCAGAGGACAACAAAUGCCUCCAAUUCCAGCCCUUCCUUCACAAGCAUCUAGAAGCGUAGCAACCGCUUUAAAUUGCGUAUUGAUUCGCGGGUUAUCAUGGGACAAAUUACCACCAUCAACUGUACCCAAACUUCAAGUAACGUUUUUGAUGUGUACUUUGAGUUUUGUAUCUCCUGCAUUGUUCGAUGAAAAAGGAUAUCCAUUCCAUUUAAUGCUUCAAAAAUUUGUCAAACUAGGCGGACAAAAUGCAUUUUUCGCUGCUUUUCAUUGGGUAUUAUCCGGAGGUGGACAGUUUCCUUUAUCUGAAGGAUUAGAACACCCGAAUUUACCUGAUUGUACCGGAGAAUUCUUAGACGGUUGGUUAAUGAUCUUAGAAAAAAUGGUGAACCCCAAGACUCUUCUUGAUUCACCAUAUGUUGUAUCGUCAAAAUGUACUGGUAUAUACAAGGUGUAUAAAAUGUUCGAUCCUAUAAAAUAUCUCACGGAUAUUCAUAAGGAAGCCUUUGAAGCAGUAAUGCUAAUGUGGGGAAAGAAACCAUUAAAGAAUUAUGGAGUUCACAUGACAGAACUUAUUUUAUCCAUUUUACGACAUAUUCUACGAAGUGAACAAAUCAUUAAGGAACAUGCUGAAAAAGAAGAAAAUAAUGAAGGAGGAAUUAGUGGUAGCACUAGUGGCACUAGUGGAAUUGGAAGAAGCGGAGCAAUAUCCGAUCGUAGAGAAGAACCAGAAGCAGAUGUAAAUUCAGAGCAUCUCAGACAAUUAAUGGACAUGGGCUUUAGCAGGGCUCAUUGCAUAGAAGCUUUACUUCAUACAUUGUCAGUUGAACAAGCCACUGACUACUUGCUAAAUAAUCCUGCUACUCUACGUAGAUCAGAUAUGCCAACUGGUGAUGUAAGCGGACAAGACUUAAUAAUGGAUUUGGAAUUGGUAGAUGAUGAUCAAAUAAUGCACGCGAUAGCGAUGUCACUUGGCGAAACGUCGGAAACGCGAAAAGUUUUCAGCGCAGAAGAAUCUACUACACGCGAAACUACUACCAUAACAGAGAAUAUAGAUAAAUUCACGCAUAAUGCUUUAAGUCAGUGUUUAAAUUUAUUAGAUCUCAUGCCCGAUACUGUAUACAGAAUCUGCGAUUUGCUAGUCGCUAUUGCUAAAAGAAAUGGGGACGAAUGGCGUGAUAAUAUGUUACGACAACUUAUGAAAGAAAUUGGUAGCCUGGUAGAUUAUCUAAUUGAAGUUGCCGAGAGCCAAGAUCCAAAUGCUGGAAUAAAAUUAGUAGAAUGCAAAGAAGCUAAUAAAGUUACUGGACGUAUUUAUUUAUACACAAUGUUCUUUGAAGGGACAUUUCAGGAAAUGCGAGUACCCUGUGCUCAAAUUGUAGAAGAGUACGCUAUCUUAAAUAAACUUGUCCGUUUGUUAGUAGUUAGUGAGGGUCCAUUAACGGCAUGUAAAAAUAAAAUUGUCAAAGAGGGUAAUAAAGAUGCAUUAUCUGCAAAAACUAGGAAAUGGCUUGCACCUUUGUUAUUACUGAUAGAACGUUUAGAGAAAGUGGCAGUACUAACGAAAAGAAAAGAACUGAUGUAUAAAGUAACAACUAGAAUGUGGAAAUGGUUCGACUUGAGCACAGGAAAGUGGAAUUUAUAUUCACCUCUAAACAAUCGAUUAAUUAAUGAUGCAUACUGGGCUGGUGAGUCUAGUACCAGAGUAACAUGUAACAGGAGAAAAUACGUGAUUAACUUUUCUUCCAUGACUCAAAUUAAUGAGGAAAGUGCUAAUAGGAGACCCAUCACAAUGGGCUUUAAAUUGCAUACUGGAACUGAAGAUGGUGGAUCUGGAUCUGACUCGAAUAUGGAUACGGAUGAAAAUCGGAUAGAAGAUAAACGAAAUACAGUCCUACAAGGAUUAGAUCCAAGCAUGGCUCCAAGUAUCAUACGUGCUUGUGUGAGAUUAAUGGCUAUUCCGGUAGAUAGAGAUGCUUUACAUGCAGCUAUGAAAGUUUGUUUACGACUUACAAGAGAUUAUGAAAACGCCGAAAUAUUUGUUCGCGAAGGUGGUAUAAAACUUCUUUUAGAAAUGGCGCAGGCAAGCAGUUUUAUUGGUUGCAUAACAUUGAGUACUCUUUUAAUAAGACAUGCUUUAGAAGAACCAUGUACUCUUCGAUUAGCUAUGGAGAAAGUGAUUCGCAGCCGCACUCAAGGCAAUAUUCCUCCAGCUUGUAAAGAAAUCUUAUUUAUGACACGUCAGAUUAAUAGUGCUGUCUGUCGUAAUCCAGAAGUUUACAGAGAAGUUUGUGAAAACAUUUUAAGAGUAGAUAUUCGUUUGUUGGGUAAGGAAGAUGACGAUAAUAGAUUGAUCGUGAAAGCACUUCCACCAAGAAACGACCCGGUGAUGCCACUAGUAGAGAAAGCCUCAAUAUCUGUUGUAAAGGAUCUUUUAAAUGCCCUUAUAAAACCAAUGCCGGCCGUGUCUGACGAAAAAUCAUCCACACCAACGAGAAGUCCAGAAAAGAAGGCAUCUACCUACUCCAGUGUAGGAGGUUCCUCUUCUCGACGAGAUGUUCUUCGAAAUAAUGCAACGACGCCAAACGAUACUAUCGAUGAUGAGGAUCAAGUUUCCCAAAUAAUACCCAUGAAAAUUUACCCUGACAGUAGUAGCAACAGCAAAGUAGAACCAGAAGAAGCAGAAAAACCUUUAUUAACAAAAUCUGCUAUUUUAAAGAUACUCGCAGAAAGCGUUCGCUCAUAUAGUGCGGUAGCGGGUUCGAUUGCAGAUCACGUAUAUCGCGCAGGUCAAAGUGAAAUGGUACCCGAAUAUACCACAGCGCUUGCUUUUCUUCUGGAUAAGCUUUUACCUAUGUCACCAGAAAAUUCAAGCGAUAAACAAUGCAGCAGUAUGGCAAGAAUGUUGAUAGCUGCUAUUGCCUCAUGUAAUCAUUCGCCAGAUGUACAAACAACAUUGGUGAUUGAAGUAAAGUCAGCUUUAACAAGAACGCUGGCUCUUCCAGAAAGCACUGAAAAACAUGCACAACUUCAAUUACUAGUUGGUUUAAUUUCCACAAUGAUUGAUAGUUGUCCAUCAACUUCUUACUUGAAGAUGCAUCAGUAUAACAAUGUUAACUAUAUUGUGAGACUCAUGCUAAGAAAAGGAAUAAUCACAGAUUUAGCAAAAAUUCCACACAGUCUAGACCUUUCAAGUCCAAAUAUGGUGGGUACCAUUAAUGCUGCUCUGAAACCAUUGGAAUCACUUUCACGAAUCAUAAAUCAACCAAUGCCCAGCACUGUCAAUAGUAAAUAUUCCAAGCCAAAAAGCAGAACUGUUCAGGAAGAACCUAUUGGAGAACAAACAGGAACUACGACGUCAGAAGCGACACAUGCUGUUGGCGAGGAGACAAAUGAGGAUGCAGAAAACACAGAACACGACAUAUCUGUCACUGCAGAAAGUCUUGAGCCCACUUCGGAAAGUCAAGUACAUGAGGACGAAGCUGCUUUAGAAGAUAUUAUGGAUCAGCUUCUUGAAAGGGACGGACCGGGCGUGACAGAAGACCAAUCUUCUCGACCACAUAGGCCAAUGGACAUUGAUGAAGAAAGUCUUGCAAUACGGGACGGAGAAGCUGAUUUCGACCCAACCCGAGAUGCUACGGAGGAUUUGAUGAGCUCUGAUUCAAACUCUGAUAGUAAUCCAUCUGAUGAUAAUGAAGACGAAGUUCAAGAUGAUGAAGAUGAAGAAGAAGAAGAAGAGGAUGAUGGAGAAGAAAACGAAGAAGAAGAAGAAGAAGAAGAAGGAGGAUCCUCAAAUUACGAAGAAGAUGGAAUAGAAUUUUACGAAGACAUAGGAGAAAGUGGUGUAUUCCGAAUGAUUCCAUCAACGGAUCGUGAAGGUAGUGGUGUUGUAAUGAUUCGUCACAAUAUCGAUAAUCAAGACAACGUGAAUUCUUCAACUGCAGUCACGCCACGAUCUAGUCUUCCUUGGAGCACAACUUUCCCUCUUCCUUUGGGUAUAUUCGAAAAUCCUCCUUCUCUCUCUGAAAGUAGUGGUAUUAAUUCCCACUCGUUACUAAUACCACAAAGUGGCUUGGAUGUUCCUAGUACAAGAAGUCAGAGAGCUGUACGACCUCGAAGGUAUCAAUAUCUUCAAUUACAAAAUGCACGAAAUCCGAAUCCACCAGUAAUAUUACAAAGACUUUUAGGCCCAGCUGCACAAGGAAUUCCAUUAUCUGCCAGUCAGGUUUUAGCUUCCAGUUUUAGAGAUACACGUGUUGUUUUAAUGGACAAUGGUGUUGGAAUAGUGACAAAUCAAGAAGAAGAACAAAUAGAUUUUGUGGAUCAAUCUGGCUAUCUCUUUGGAUCUAAUCUUGCAACUACAAUGAGUAAUACUCCCACUGCUUUACAUUGGUGGAUCGAAGAAAGCAAAUUAUUAGAUGGAGAUUCUCAGACAGAUUGUUGUGUUGGUGUUGUACGUAAAUUAAUUCCGGGAUUGGAGAAACGUAGAAACGCAGAAUUAGGAGAACGACGAGAGAGACGUAAAAUGCAGUAUGCUUCUGAGAAAAAAGCUGAGAAAGAUAACAAAGAUGUGAAGGAUCAUUUAAAUAAUACAGAAUCUGGUUCUUCCACUAUAAUAUCAUUGGAUGAACAAAUAUCAACUGCAUCAACAUCACAAAGAGAAGAUACAAAUAAUUUCGUUCCUAGAUUUGAAACUUGUGUGGGAACAACUCGACUAGAACGAACGCUUGAUGAAGAUAUAAUUGAUGUUACUGGUGAAAUGGAUACAACAAUUCAAGAAGAUGAAGAACGACCUCCCCCACCACCACCAGAAGAACAACCGACCGAACCCAGAGAUCCUCGAAUAAGCAAUCGAAAUCCAACUUUGGAACUUGCUGAAAGUAUAGUGGAUUCCGUACUCGGACCCUGCGCGUCUGAAGCAAGCAGAUUAAGACAAUCUGAUCGUAUCGUUGAAGGAUCUAAUACUAAUGAGACACCUAAUCGACCUAACACAUCCAUAGUUGUCGAUUUCAGUCAGGAGCCUAAUGAAGACUUACUGAGAGACAUUGAUUCGUCGCAGUGGAUAAGAAUCCUUAUGGAUAGCAGACAAUCAAAUGUUGAACGAAAUGCGAAUAUCCUCAAUCAAGGACCUACUACUUCUGCAUCAGAAAAUGUAAAUCCAGAAAUACCAGAACAGCAACAACAACAGCAACAACAGACACCUCCACAACAACAACAAGAACCACAACAAUCACAGGAGCAGUCGCAACAACGACAACAACAAAAUCAACAACCUCAAGAACAACAAUUACCAGAUGGUGUAGAUCCUUCUUUCUUAGCUGCAUUACCGGAAGAUAUGCGUGAUGAAGUUAUUGCCGAACAACUUAGGCUUCAACGAAUUCGACAACGAGCACAGGCAACUGUAGUUGAGGAAUUAACAGGUCCAGUCGAAGUCAAUCCGGAAUUUUUAGCCGCAUUACCUCCAGCGAUUCAAGAGGAAGUUCUCGCGCAACAACGCUUGGAACAACAACGACAUGCAGCUGCAAGUGCUAAUCCAGAAGAUCCAGUUGAUGCAGCUGCAUUCUUCCAAAACUUACAACCUGCUCUACGACAAGCGAUUUUAACUGAUAUGGAAGAGUCGCAAAUAUCUGUACUUCCACCAGAUCUAGCUCAAGAAGCUCAAAAUCUUCGAAGGGAAUGGGAAGCUCGAAAUCGACACAUAAUGCAAGAUCGAUUUCUUAAUCAUGUUAGUCAAGGAAAUGCCGCCUUAUCUAGUAUAUUACGAAGCUCUGGUAGAGGUAGAGGCGGCGGUACACGUUAUGCAAUUCAUACAGUAGCGCAAAGAGGAUGGCAACCAUGGACACAUGGUGAUCCUAGUAUAACACAUCAUGGAGCCGGUUUACGACUCCGAGGCAGACAAUUAUUAGAUCAUGAGUCGAUGGCUUGCGUAUUGGUAUUACUGUUUGUUGAUGAACCAAAAAUUAAUACGUUAAAGCUUCAUAGAGUUAUCAGGAAUCUUUGCUAUCACGGUAGUACAAGGGAAUGGGUAGUUAGAGCCUUAUUAAGUAUCAUGGAAAGAAGUAAUGAUGAAAAUAAAGAUAUAGCCAUGGACUUUGGCGGAAAAUUUAGAAGGAAAAGCUUAGUACCUAUGAUGCAUCAUGAUUAUUGUGCUCCGAAAAUUUUUGACCAAAGAAGCAAUGCGCAGUCAUGGUUAAACAUUAGUAUUGAUGCUGCACUUGGAUGCAGAGCAAACGUUUUCCAUAUCGUCAGACAUGGUGGCAAAAAGUCAGAAAGACAAGGCAAUAGUAUCGCCAUUCAUCCGCAAGCAGCACCUACAGUAUGCAGACAUACAUUAGAGUUAUUAAUAUCUCUGGCUAAAGGUUUCCCUGGUUACUUUGUGCCAAUUAAAUCUAAAGAAUCAGACGAAAAAGAAAGUAACAAAGAGAAGGAUUCGAGUAAUAAAGAGGAAACUGGUUCGAAAGGUAAAUCCACAUCAAAACCAGGAAAGAGCGAUCAACCAGAUUUUUGGGAUAUGCUGUUGAAACUCGAUUCCUGUGCCUCAAAAAAAGGAAAAUCAGUUGCUCGAUCGCAUUCAAACUCAAACUUAGGAAACGAUUCAGAGCAUAAUGUAACCACUUUUGAGUCCUCCGCGUUCGGUCAAUUGAUUUCUAUGCUGAAUUGGUCAGUCAUUAAACGCAGCAGCCAAUUAACAGACAAAGUGUUAAAAUUGCUGUCUAUAAUUUCGGUCGGAUUUAUGGAAGUUAAUCCGUAUCGUAGACAAGAAGGAAACAAAAACAAAAGAACAGAUGUGAAUAAAGAACAAAGCAUUGCUGCGCCAGAAGAACAUCUUAAAUUGGCUGUACAAGUAUUGACGAGCAAAAGUUGUUCUGAAGAAGGAUUGGAAGAUGCAACAGCUUUGUUAUUUAAUUUGUCUAAUUGUCCUGACCCUAGUAGGCAAUUGAUAUUAAAACUACUAUUAGAAGGCGCCAUGGAAUUAGCUAACGUUGUUUGUGAUCACAUCAAAGAUUUAUUGAUGGAGAUGAAAGUUUUGAAUCGAGAACUCAGACGAAAUUCUGUCGAAGAGCAACCUUCGACUAGUACUGGUGGUUCUCGUUGGGUCCUUUUAGAUAGGUUUACCAACGAAAGUGUAGUUAUUACUGCACCGAGUAAAGUCAAAGCUGGCAGCGAUCUUCAGUUACCAUCGAUGGCUGCUCUUGUUAGCAAAACUUCUAGUCAGGCAUUUUUCUUAAGAAUACUUAAAGUGAUUGUACAAAUAAGGGAAGCUGUACGUUUAGUGAACAAUAAGAAAACAUCUAAUCAAAAUUCCGAAAGUUCUGUAGAUACUGGAAAUACUAACCAGGUUUCAGAAUCAGGUGAUUUUACACUUCAUAUAUUUACAAAUGAAAGUCAGUUUUUGUAUUUAGUAAAUAACAUAUAUAAUUUGCAGGUGAAGAAACUUCCAUUAUUAAGUGAAAGUUUAGUACUCGAUCAUUUAUGGGAAACACUUAGUGCUUGUUUGUUGGAGUUGGAAUAUACCCCAGACCAACAUGCAGUUUUAGUGUUGCAGCCUGCGGUAGAAGCAUUUUUCCUAGUACAUUCAUCAUCGAGUACUUCUCGCUAUCGUCAUCUAAAUACAAACACAGAAAAUCGUGAGGUAGUUCCUGACUUAACACCUGUUUCACCUAUAUACUCAGAUAACGAAGGUACGUCCCAAUCGGAAGCUGCUAUUAAUACUUCCUGGGACAUACAACCUCCACCACAGAAGACAUUACCACCGGACCAACUCAAGUUCCUUAAAUUUGCCGAAACUCACAGAACCGUUUUAAAUCAAAUUCUCCGUCAAACAACUACGCAUUUAGCAGAUGGACCAUUUUCCGUGUUAGUUGACCACACGAGGGUUCUUGAUUUUGACGUAAAAAGACGAUAUUUCCGAACGGAAUUAGAACGAAUGGAUGAAGGUAUUCGUAGAGAAGAAUUAGCAGUGCAUGUUCGCAGAAAUAAUGUAUUUGAAGACUCAUUCCGAGAGCUUCACCGGCGUAAUGCUGACGAAUGGAAGAAUCGCUUUUACAUAGUCUUUGAAGGUGAAGAAGGACAAGAUGCUGGAGGAUUGCUUAGGGAAUGGUAUGUUAUUAUUUCCAGGGAAAUUUUCAAUCCUAUGUAUGCUUUGUUCACUGUAAGUCCUGGCGAUCGAGUUACAUACAUGAUAAACUCUUCUUCGCACUGUAAUCCUAAUCACUUAUGUUACUAUAAAUUUGUUGGACGAGUUAUUGCUAAAGCAAUUUAUGAUAACAAACUACUGGAGUGUUAUUUCACGCGUAGUUUUUACAAACAUAUUUUGGGAAUAUUAGUGAAACAUACUGAUAUGGAAAGCGAGGAUUACAGUUUUUACAAAGGACUUGUGUACCUCACAGAACACAAUAUCGCUGAUCUUGGAUAUGAAUUAACCUUUUCCACAGAGGUAAACGAAUUCGGUGUAAAUGAUGUACGUGAUUUAAUACCAAAUGGGCGUAACAUCGUUGUUACUGAAGAAACCAAAUUAGAGUAUAUUCGGCUCGUGUGUCAAAUGAAAAUGACUGGAGCAAUUCGUAAACAAUUGAAUGCGUUCCUAGAAGGUUUUUACGAUAUUAUUCCGAAACAAUUGAUCUCUAUAUUCAAUGAACAAGAACUUGAAUUGUUAAUUAGUGGAUUACCUAAUGUAGAUAUUGAGGAUCUUAAAGCUAAUACUGAAUAUCAUAAAUAUAAUGCAAAUUCUCUACAAAUUCAAUGGUUUUGGCGUGCACUACGAGGUUUCGAUCAAGCAGAUAGAGCUAAAUUCUUGCAGUUUGUCACCGGAACUUCGAAAGUGCCGUUACAAGGUUUUGCUGCUUUAGAAGGAAUGAAUGGUAUACAAAAGUUCCAGAUUCAUCGUGAGGAUAGAUCAACAGAUAGGCUUCCGUCAGCACAUACAUGUUUCAAUCAACUAGAUCUACCCGUUUACGAAACGUAUGAUAAGCUUCGCACGAAUUUAUUAAAAGCGAUCCAUGAAUGCAGCGAAGGAUUUGGUUUCGCCUAA
Molecule: messenger RNA, 13316 nt
Organism: Eufriesea mexicana
Lineage: Eukaryota; Metazoa; Arthropoda; Insecta; Hymenoptera; Apidae
Gene: HUWE1
Product: HECT, UBA and WWE domain containing E3 ubiquitin protein ligase 1
Biological process (GO): protein polyubiquitination; ubiquitin-dependent protein catabolic process
Cellular component (GO): cytoplasm; nucleus
Molecular function (GO): ubiquitin protein ligase activity; protein binding; zinc ion binding
Source: RefSeq, a predicted model, not a curated record